This is a messenger RNA of Liolophura sinensis, 2234 nucleotides long. RefSeq names its product bcl-2-related ovarian killer protein homolog B-like. The record is from RefSeq and is a predicted model, not a curated record. Gene Ontology annotation, biological process: intrinsic apoptotic signaling pathway in response to DNA damage; extrinsic apoptotic signaling pathway in absence of ligand; release of cytochrome c from mitochondria. The coding region runs from base 723 to 1406 and encodes 227 amino acids. Gene Ontology annotation, molecular function: BH domain binding. The transcript has 3 exons. Lineage: Eukaryota; Metazoa; Mollusca; Polyplacophora; Chitonida; Chitonidae. Gene Ontology annotation, cellular component: mitochondrial outer membrane.
UGUGGGUGUCGUGUGACUUACACACAGAGGCGCGCGGCGUCUGUUUACGGGAACAUGGCCAAUCAAGCAGUUUGUGAUAGGGUAGCGAUCAACAGCAACAGAGACAGAUCAUCAAACUGUAUAUUUAGCUCACACGAUUAGUACAAAUACCCACAAUUAUACCUGUCGAUAUAUCAUUUGAUACGACUUGGAAAUCAAUUGUGCGCCUUAUAUAUAAAAACACGAGAAAAGGAUUCCCUGUACGAAAGAAGAUCGAGGUCUACCGACAACAACCGACAAAUGCCGAUGUGCACCGAUCAGUCAACGACAUACGACGCGAUAUCGUCUAGAUAGUUCCCCACUCGUACACCUAUACACACAAGUUUGCACGAGGACGGCGAAGUGCAUGCCGCGUGUCUGUCCCAAGCACCAGCGCGAGACAAACUUUUCAGCCACAGACAGUUAUACAUAGCGAGUUGAAGAGCAGACCUUUACUGCAUGGGGCUGAUUCGCUUGACAAUGCUUGCUGCGAACUCUUUGGAUUUGAAUACCUCACCAAAGUCUACUCUACGUCCUCGUCCAUUGUGCUAAGUAAGGCUACACCCCCAUUACCGACAGCACAGAAUUACACAAAAUUCUGAACGAUUAAAAGGAUCAGGAUGGACCAGUCGGUUUACUCCAAGUAAGGUUACGCAUCUCAUCACCAGGGUUACGCAUAAAUCUAAAGGAUUAACUGUGCCAGCAUGGGCCACUCAGACAGGCUACGGUCGCCUUCCUUACGGACCAGGCUAAAAUACUGGCACAAACAAAUGUCCCAGUUGGAAUCCUCAUUUCCGGCGUUGGACAUGGCAUCCAGACAAACCACCACACCGGACGAAAUCGUGGAGCAGUCCAAAGUGAUCUGUCAGGAUUUUAUCCACGAAAAGCUGAAAGCGGCUGGCAUCCUGAGCUCAAAAGUGAAGUUAAACUGCGCUGAAAAGUCGCACGUGUCACUAACGGUGAUCGCCGUGGGUCAGGAGCUCGUGAAACUCCACCCCAAGGUGUACCGAGACUUGUCCCGGAAGUUGAACAUGACCAUGAACAGCGCCACCUUGGUGGACAAAACCCUCACACAAGUGCUGGAACAGUUGCUGGGGGAAGGGGAGAUAACUUGGGCCAAAGUGAUAUCCAUGUUCGCGCUCGCUGGUCAGUUCGCUGUGGAGUGUGUACAGCAAGGUCAUCCUGAGUUUGUCGAGGUCAUCGUGGACAGCAUUGGACAUUUCGUGUCGGCUUACUUGACGGACUGGGUGAUUUCUCAGCGAGGAUGGGUGGGUGUGUUACAUGCCUUCAGAAGUAAGCCAGAAUCAUAUGCCUUCCGGGCGUUGACAAUUCUGGCAACUGUUGUGGGACUCUUGGCAACUUUCGUGGCAACUGUAAGAAUCAGAUAGGAGCAACCUAUGAGUGGCAACAGUUGUUUAACACCUAACAACAGUAUUUGUGGCAACUGUGAGAAUCAAGUAUAAGAGCAUCGAAUGAGUAGCAACAGUUGUUGAGCUCUUGACAAUAUCCGUGAUAACUGUGAGAAUCCGACAGAAGCAUCACCUGAGCGGCAACAGGUGUUGGGCUCCUGCAAUAUCCGUGACAACUGUGAGAAUCAGAUAGGGCUGUCACAUAAAACAUCUGUUGUGGGAUUUCUGACAUUCUUGGCAACCGUGAGAAUCACAUGAGAGCACAACAGACGUCAUGUGGUACUUCUUAUGGCAACUGUAACUAACAUAUUAUAGCUGGAGAGAAGCAAAUGCGCCCGAUUUUUCAGAUAACUGGCCCUUUUUGCAGGUGUGAAAUUGUGAUAAUCACACGACUCAAAAUGUGAUAAGCGUGAUAACGUAACAACAGUGUUAGCGGCCAUUGAAAAGAAACCACCAGUGCUGUAAUUUAUCAUUAUUAUAUUUUUACAAAGGGUGUGUGCGUCCAAUAAGCAAUAGUUCGAACAACAAGGAUACUGUGGGAGCAACAGCUGUACACAGCAAUGAUAUUUAUAAAGAAAGUCACCUCACGUGAUGAACAGUUGCCUGGAAGCCGGAGAAUAUCCAUGACAACGUGACAAAAUCAAAAAAUACUGCAUGGAAGAUGUUUGUGUUUGUUUUUCCUUUUUUUUUCAGAAAAUAGUAUUACGGAGAAACAUUGUUUCUUGUGAGUGUAAGAAUUGCGAGAUAUGUGAAAAUUAACUUGUUUUUGGGCAUAAGACAUGAUAUUCUAAUAGCACUAUUUGAGAA